This is a messenger RNA of Naegleria lovaniensis, 471 nucleotides long. RefSeq lists its product as uncharacterized. The transcript has a single exon. NCBI's taxonomy places the organism in Eukaryota, Heterolobosea, Eutetramitea, Acrasida, Naegleriidae. Bases 1 to 471 code for a protein of 156 amino acids. The record is from RefSeq and is a predicted model, not a curated record.
AUGAAUCAUUCUCUUCAUAACAAUCACGUUCUUAGAAACCUCAUGAACACCGCAGCUACCAUGAAGCACCUCAAAUCAGCGCUUUACAAAUCGAACAUGAAUUAUUGUUCUCAACAAUUCCGAUCCUCCACUUUACGAUAUUAUCAUACAAGCACACAUUCCGAUUUGCAUCAUUUUGCAGAAGUGAAUCAGAAGGAAAAGUCACAACAUGAAAUUCUCGAAAAAUUGCAACAUCAACGUUCGCAGCAGCAAUCACACAACAAUAUGUUCGGAAAAUUGAAAGUUGAUAAAGAAGGAGUUAAAUACGAAAUGACGGACAAGACGAAUGAACCACAGCAGCAGCCACAGAAUAAGGAACAACAAUCAAACAAGUUUAAGAAGAGUUUGGAAAAUUCUAGAGAUUUGAUGUGUAAUAAGAAACGACAUGAUGUCUUGUUGCAACAAAAGUCAGAAUAUUUCUUGUAUUUGUAA